Messenger RNA from Anoplopoma fimbria (sablefish), 1907 nucleotides. RefSeq names its product transcription factor 7-like 1-B. Gene Ontology annotation, biological process: canonical Wnt signaling pathway; regulation of transcription by RNA polymerase II. The record is from RefSeq and is a predicted model, not a curated record. Gene Ontology annotation, molecular function: RNA polymerase II cis-regulatory region sequence-specific DNA binding; DNA-binding transcription factor activity, RNA polymerase II-specific. Gene Ontology annotation, cellular component: beta-catenin-TCF complex; catenin-TCF7L2 complex. The transcript is spliced from 12 exons. Bases 150 to 1856 code for a protein of 568 amino acids. Lineage: Eukaryota; Metazoa; Chordata; Actinopteri; Perciformes; Anoplopomatidae.
UGUUAGCCCCCGUUAGCCUGUGUUAGCACCCGUUAGCCUGGGUUAGCCCCCGUUAGCCUGUGUUAGCCCCCGUUAGCCUGUGUUAGCCCCCGUUAGCCUGUGUUAGCUCAUAUUAGCCCCCGUUAGCUCAUGUUAGCCCCCGUUAGCUCAUGUUAGCUCCGAGGCUAACUAUGCCGCAGAUAGCCGGGGACGACCUGGGAGCGAACGACGAGCUGAUCUCGUUUAAAGAUGAAGGCGAGCAGGAGGACAAGAGGAACGUGUCGUCUGCUCGAGACCUGGACGACGUCAAGUCCUCUCUGGUCAACGAGUCCGAGUCCAGCUCCGACUCAGAGGCAGACAGACGGUCCAGGACCAAUCCAGAUCUGGAGAGCAGAAUCAGACACAGUCGUCUGAUUCAGGAAGCCCUGAGGAGGCAGCAGGACGGAGGUCUCUUCCAGCCCUCUACCUAUGUUGGAUAUCCCUUCUUCAUGAUCCCAGACCUGGGAAACCUCUGCAGUCCCUACCUCGCCAACGGAGCUCUCCCACCAAGCGGCAGGACGUAUCUGCCCUUUCAGUGGCCUCUGCUGGACGUCCCCGGAAGAACUUCUGUCAGAGACACUGCUACGCCGACUCACCUGUCUAACAACGUGCCGGUGGUGCAGCACCCUCACAUGACCCACCUCCACCCUCUGCUGUCAUACAGCCCAGAGGCCUUCUCCCCUCAGAGGGCCUCACCUGGCUUCUCCCCCGACCCAGGUAUGUCGAGGACCGCCUGCUACCCGGUGUCUCCUGGAGGCGUGGCUCAGAUCCCUCACCCUCUGGGAUGGCUACAGGGACAGACCAUGUAUCCUCUGGCAGGAGGCUUCUCCCCAGCUGCUCUGGCUAUGAACGCCUCCAUGUCCAGCCUGGUGUCGGGUAACUUCUCUCCACGUCUGGUGUCGACCCCCCAGUCCUCCGUCCCCCACCCCCCCUUCCUCCCCUCGGGGGUGAAGCAGGAGCCUGGAGGCAGCAGCCAGCCGGGACGCUCGAUGCCGGACGUCCAGCAGAACAGAGAGGAGGAGAAGAAGCCUCACAUCAAGAAGCCUCUGAACGCCUUCAUGCUGUACAUGAGGGAGGAGCGGCCCAAAGUGGUGGCUCAGUGCAAAGUGAAGGAGAGCGCCACCAUCAACCAGAUCCUGGGUCAGAGGUGGCAUUCUCUGUCCAAAGAGGAACAAGCCAAAUAUUACGAACUGGCUCGUAAGGAGAGACUCCUCCACUCCAAACUUUACCCCGGCUGGUCAGCCAGAGAUAACUACGGUAAAAAGAAGAAGAGGAAGAGGGCGAAGAGUGAGACUCAGUUUGAAGAUGAAGAAGAUUUCCCCCCCCAGCUGAAGAGACCUCGAGAGGAGACGCCUCACACACUCACUCUGCUCACACAGACCGCACACACACACCCCCGCUCCCACCUGACACAGCCGCACACCAUCUCCCACAUGAGGCACACACACCUGUCCCAGGCUAGCCCCGCCUCUUCGCUGGACUCCCCGGCGACACCCACCACGGCUCUGGCCUCGCCCGCCGCUCCAGCCCCGACGCACACCGAGCACACACACUCGUCCUACGGCGGACAAGCGUCACCGUACGGCGAGCAGCUGCAGCCGCUGUCCCUCACCACCAAACCUCACCGGACCGCACACCCUCUGAGUCGCAGCACCGUCACAUCGGGACCCUCCACCCCCACUUCCUCCUGUGACACCCCCAUCUCCUCACCCCACAUGGCUCCUUCCAGGUGUUCACCCCCUCCUCCCCCCUUCCUCAUCCCGCCUCCUACCUCUGCUCACCAAUCAGCCUUAACUCAGUCACAGCCGUUCUCACUCAGAAGAACCAAUCAGCUGUGAGCCGCUGGUUUCACUUUGUGAAUCAUCAAAUAAAAAUCUAAUUUUUUUUUA